AGGAUCUUGCACAAUAUCGAAUCGCAUUAUUCAUAUGCAUGCAUGUUCUAUGGCGAGAGGCACCCUGAAGUCUCGCAAUCAUAGACCCUCAAAUCAAGCAGCAAAUCACGGUCUAGGAUCUCACCUGAAGAAACAGUCAUGAGUCUACCAAACAUUGACGGCAAUGACCAUCUUGUACACUAGGCCCAGAAUGCGACAAAAUGGUUGUGUGUCGCGGCUGAUUCUCGAAAUUUCCUCGUCGUCUUUUGUAGUCUGAAACUUGCGACGACGACAUCGAGCUGACCUAAAAGAACAUCGAUAUCAUGUCAACCGCCAUCAAAUCUGCCAAGGCGAUUCAGCCGCUCCUUAAUCGCAUCCUGAUUCAGCGUUCCAAGGCCGAAACAAAAACAGCAUCAGGUCUCUUCCUGCCUUCAUCACAAGCAGAAAAGAAACUCAACGAAGGAACCGUUCUUGCUGUUGGCCCUGGCGGUCUCGACGACAGUGGCAAAGUACACAAGAUUGGAUUGACUGUCGGCCAGCGUGUCUUGCUCCCUGCUUUCGGUGGAACACCCAUCAAUGUCGGAGAAGAAGAGUUCACCCUCUUCAAAGAGUCUGAGAUUCUCGCCGUCAUCAACGAGUAAGCCUCGUUUCUAGCAUAUGCAUAAACAUCCCUUCUCAACUUCUGUGAAUGCUUUGAUGUCUGUGGAAACUACACAAUGCUCUCGAGCUCAC
Molecule: messenger RNA, 711 nt
Organism: Protomyces lactucae-debilis
Lineage: Eukaryota; Fungi; Ascomycota; Taphrinomycetes; Taphrinales; Protomycetaceae
Product: chaperonin Cpn10
Exons: 3
Coding region: 303-620 (105 amino acids)
Cellular component (GO): mitochondrial matrix
Molecular function (GO): protein folding chaperone; metal ion binding; ATP binding
Source: RefSeq, a predicted model, not a curated record